AUGAAGGUCGUAAUUCUAGCACUGCUGUUAACCCUUGUGGGUUGCCAGCAACAAGAACAACAAAUCCCUGCUAAUGCUGACAGUUAUGAUUAUGAAUAUCAAAUUCUGAAUAGACUUCAAAAAGAAGGAUUUGCAAGUGCUGGAAUAAAAGUCAAAUGUAAGCUGGUCAUAGGCAAUAUUGGUCCAGAUCGCAAGAUUUUGUUGGCUCACUCAUUUGAAGGGUUUGACCACAAUGGCAUAUUUCCCAAGCAGCACUUCAUUCAGUGCCCCAGAUUGACAGAGAUCUAUAAGGCACAGAUCAAGGAUGCGAUCACAUUUAAAUACAAGAAUGGCCGUGUUACUGAUCUCAUGGCUCCAGAUCAAGUCUCAACAUUUGCCCUUAACUUCUACAAGGGAAUUUUGAAUUUACUAGACUACAACCUGAAGGCUAACCAGACAUACUAUGUUUCAAGAGAGAAUGGUACGGAAGGAGAGUGCAACACAACCUACAUUAUUCAAAAUAGUAGGAAGGCCAGCCCAAUCUUCAUGACCAAAUUCAAGGACUUGACCAAGUGUGAUAACAUGCCAUUAAAAGUUGUUGGUGCUUCGUAUGCUGUUCCAUGCGAAGAAUGCCCAAAGAAUAUUCAGGCCUCAGUUUUAACCAACUAUACAAUCAAUGGUGCACAAAAAAGAGAGAAUGAAAGGUUGAUUAUGCAGGCGGACAGUUGGGAAAUCCGGCAGUUUACACCUUUUAAUGCUUUAAAUGGAGGAAGUGUCAAAAUGGAAGCCAGGCAGAGUUUGAUAUAUAGAGAUUCACAAGCAGAUUUGCCACUAGUGCCUUCAAACUUGAAGAAAUGUGGGCCACUUCUGUACAAUAUAACCAAAGAAAACCCUCUGCUUCCUGUCAAGCUACCCAAAUCCAAGGACUAUGAGAGAGAGAUUAGGGAAGGAUUAGAAUACCUGGCAGAGCACACAGAUGAGAAGUUCCCAGAUAAUGGUGGAAUAAGAUUCCUGCAGCUUGUCCAACUUUUACGCACAGCAGAAGAAAAGAAUUAUUUUGACUCCUUCUUUCAACAGUACUCCAGCAAGCCAACAUAUAAGCGUCUUAUCAUGGAUCUAGCAGCUACUGUUGGUAACGCAGAUGCACUUAAAUUCAUAAGGCGUAAGAUGGAGAGGCAAGAAAUCAGCAGCAUUGAAGCAACACAGACCUUGCUCGUGUUCUUCCAUUUCUGCAAUGCAUCUCAAGAAGUAGUAGAAGAAGCUAUGAUCAUUGCAACCGAAGCUCUCAAAGGACCCAGUAGCCUCUACCGGACAUCGAUCCUCUUGGCCUAUUCGUCAUUACUUAACAGAUACUGCUCCGCCUCACUCACAUGCCCUGAAAAAUAUCUCAAGCUUCUGAUUGAUUUUGCAAAUAAAGCAGUGAGAGAAUCUGAUGUGGAAGGAAUAAUCCUGGUUCUGAAGUGCUUUGGAAACGUUGGACAGCCUGUUCUCUGGAAGCCUAUCCGGAAGUUCAUCUCAAAUGCUGCAUCUUCUCUUGAUACCAGGGUUCAGUAUAAUGCAUUACUGGCUCUAAGAAAUAUGGCCAAGAAAGAUCCUAGACGGGUCCAAGAAAUCCUCCUUCCAGUAGUCAUGGACCAUGCGCUCAACCCUACAGUGAGAGUGCAUGCUGCCAUGUGUCUCCUUGAAAGCAAUCCACCUCUUGGUAUAUUGAUGAAUUUGGCUGAAGCUAUGUUAAAAGAACCCAGCAAGCAGGUGCAAAAUUUCAUCUACACAACCCUGAAGGCAAUGGCUAGAUUCACAGGUCCUGAAUUCAGACGGAUAGCUUCUGACUGCAGACAGGCUUUCAGCAUCCUGGAAGGAAAAAUCAAACCUUCAGCUGGUCAUCGAUACAGUAGAACACUGGCCUUCCAGAUAUUCAGAGAAUCUCUUAUGGCUGGAGCGGCAGCUAAGUUAGUCUUUAUCCAUAAAGAAGGAAGCAUGAUCCCAACAUUUGCAAUGACCAGAUUCAGGGCAACUUUUCUGGGCUACACAGUUUUUCCUUUAGAGGUGGGCAUAGGAACACAAGGAUUACCUAAUCUCUUAGAAAAGAUUCACGAAGCUGCCAAAGGUGGCAGUUGGGAUCCUGAUACCAAGCAGCUUCAAGAUAUGCUCUCUGAUCAGAAGAUACCACAUGAUCCUCCUCUUGUAGGAGCAUAUCUGAAAAUAUUCGACCAAGAAAUCAUUCAUGGGCAAAUGAAGCUUGAUACAAUACAGGAAAUAUUCCAGAUCUACCAGGGGAAAACAGCUGUUUCCUCUGUCCAAGAAUUUAUGGAUGUCCUCAGAAAUCAUAAGGCUCUUCAGUGGGAAAAGAAUUUUAUGUCUGCAGAGGUCUAUCUCCUUGCACUUACGUGUACUGGACUCCCAUGGCAAAUCAGCUUGGCUCAUAUUUCUCACACAAAAUUGGCUGGAAGUGUUCAGUUGUCAAUGACACCAGAAUCAAAGUCACAGUUGACUUUGCCAGACUUGCUCAACGCUGAAAUUAAGCUACAAACCAAGGGGGAACUUAGCAUUCUGAAGGAUAUGUUGUUGACGGUGGGAGUCGUGACACCUGAAAUUCGAGCUGUGCUGGAAGCAAAUGCCAGACUGAAUGUAAACCUUCCUGUGGAGGUUGAUAUCAUUGUGAAUAUUAAGGAAAAGACCUUCCAUAUUGAACUUCCACCAUGUGAGAAGGAAACCGAUAUUGUUUCUCUAAGUUUUCACACAUCUGCUGUCACUUACAACAUUGAAGAGACACUUGCUAAGUCAACUCCUCUUCUUAUCCCUCAGUCAAUGUCUAAUAUAAUGAAGGAGGCUUUUGAUUCUAGACCACUAAAACAGGAUGAAAUAGAGGACACACUUAUAAAGUCAGCAGAAGCACAGUCACAACGCCACUCAGAUUCCGUUCAAACAACAAUGUGCUUUGAAACAUGUACCUUUGGAUGUGAGGCCUGUGUCAAGCGGUCAAAUGCAUAUUCUGGAUGCAUGCUAGGUGACUCCCUCUACAACAUCGUUGGUGAACACACUUUGAAACUAACCCUGAGGCAGAAUGAUCAAAAAGCACCAAUUGAGAAGUUACGAUUCACAUUUCAAGGAGGUGCUCAAGAGAGAGUAGUUUUGCUGAGAGAUGAAGAAAAGAAGUUGAGAAUAAAGCACAUUCAGGAAGCAGAAUUUGAGGAUGCCAGAUGGGGACAACUGAAGGAGGAAGACGAAGAGCAGGACCAUGACACUAGAAGUAGCGAAAGAAGCAGCAGUGAAAGUGACCGCAGCAGCAGCAGCAGCAGCAGUGAUAGCAGGAGGAGCUGGAAGCGUGACAAGAUUCGAUUGCACAUAAUGCAGAAAGGUUCUGGCCAAAACCAACAGCUGCAGAGACCAGACAUCAAAAAUGAUGAGAAACAACAAGAGAACAGGAACUCCUCCCAUACAGAAGACUCAAGCAGUUCAUCAUCUUCCUCUGAAUCAAGAGGCAGCUCUAGCAGCAGCAGCCAUUCCAGUAGUAGCAGCAGCAGCCGCCGCCACCACCACCAUUCCAGUAGCAGCAGCAGCAGCAGCAGCAGCAGCAGCAGCAGCAGCGAUUCAAGAUGGUCACAGGAGAUUCAAACCCAAGGACAGACAUUCCUGCCUUAUUUCACUAUUGUAGCUGAGGCACUUAGGACAGACAAGAAACUUCAGGGCUACAACUUCUCCAUGUACAUGAACCACGAUAUCUCCAAACUCCAUCUCAAAAUGAUUGCAACUGAGCUUGCCAGACCGAAGUGGAAAGCAUGUUUCGAAAGAAUUCUGACACCAUUCAAAGUCUGGAACAAGUUGAGCUGGGGCAAUAAAUGCCAGGACUACAAAAUUGAACUAAAGGCUGAACUAGGACAAGUUAUGAAACAUGCAGCUCUCCAGAUGAACCUGACGUGGUCAAAGCUCCCAGGCUUCAUAGUGAAACGUGCUUCUUGGUAUAUGGGCUUCCUUCAUGGUGUUGCCUAUGUUUCCGGCUUUUCAUCAGUUUAUGAGGAGAAUUCUUCCCAUAAGCUGACACUGAGAAUAAUUGCAACAUCUCCAUAUACACAUGCUGUGAUCUUUAAAGUUCCUGGGGAAACCUUUUACAAGGAUGCUUUCUGUGCUCCGUUUGUUUUACCAAACUUCACAGUCCCUUAUUAUGAGAAGUCACUGCCAAACACCUUGAACAUCCUAGAUUUAGCUUCUUGGAUAGCCCAAGGUGAUCAAGCGGUAUGUGAGGUGGGUGAAGACACAAUUGUAACAUUCGACGAUAAGGUGUUCAACACUACUCUCAGAAAUCAGGACUGUGACCUACUUGUUGUCCAAGACUGCAAUAAAAAAGCAAAUUAUCAUCCACAAUUCCGUUUAUGGACAAGAAAGUCUGAUGGACAUUCAAGAGAGAUUCUACUUAAUUUAACUAAUGUCUGGAUCAAAAUCUUACCUUCCUUGGACACACUUCUUGUAUUAUACAACGAACAAGCGGUGCUUGCAGAUACAUCGCUAUUUGUGGAUGUCAAAGCGAGCAUCAAGAUUUACCGAAACGAGACCACUGUUGUCAUUGAGGCUCCACAACAUGGACUAGCAAAUGUAACAUAUGAUGGCUCCCUGCUGAGGGUUACAGUCACUUCAAUGAUGAAAGGCAAUACCUGUGGACUUUGUGGAGACAACAAUGGAGAACAAAGAAAUGAACGUCAGAUGCCCAAUCGAAAACUGGCAUUAAGUGACAUGGAUUUUUUCAAAUCCUGGAGUUUAACAGGCAGCUGUGCUGCAGAAGCCAGAACCACUUUGUCUGAGUCUGAGAAAACGUUGGCAUCGUGACCCUGGGUGAUGACAGGCAGGACCUUUUGAGAAUUGCCCUGACAGCAACUAAACACAGAUGUAAAAGUCCUAUUUAAAUACGAAUGCAUUAAUUAAUGUUAAUAUGAAUUAAAUUAAAUCAAAUAUGCCAUGCACCUUAUGAAGUUCUCAAUAAAAUA
Messenger RNA from Pogona vitticeps (central bearded dragon), 4958 nucleotides. Its product is annotated as vitellogenin-1. The record is from RefSeq and is a predicted model, not a curated record. Gene Ontology annotation, molecular function: lipid carrier activity. NCBI's taxonomy places the organism in Eukaryota, Metazoa, Chordata, Lepidosauria, Squamata, Agamidae. Gene Ontology annotation, biological process: response to estradiol; lipid transport; cellular response to estrogen stimulus.